AUGUUUUUCACAUACGUCGUGAGGCCGGGAGAGGCACCUGAGGGCCGGGGCCCUCAGUUUGAGCCUUUCUGGAGUUUCGUCGCGAACUACAGCCUUCGCCUGGGGCUAUUCACAUUGCUUGGGGCAUACAUUUGCCUCCUGAUGACCGUCUCUGCAGGGAUGAACGACCCCUUGGCUCUUUUAAAUGUUCUUCGGGCUGCCCCUGAGUCUGCUGGCAAAUGCCCCCUAUGGGCUGCUCAGGUUGGCUGUGGGCUCUUCAUUUUGGGUUAUUUGAUCGUCUUGGCCUUCCAAUCUCUCACCGAUGACGACAGCAGCAUCAAGCAGUCUCGAGGGUACAGGAGCGGCAGCAAGUUCCUUCAGCAGGCUUCUUCUUUCGGCGUAGUGUCUGCAACAUUGAGUUUGUUGGUGGUGUACUCGGCAAAUUAUUACUUCGAUGAUCUCUGGCUAAACAAGAAUUUAGGGGGAGGCUCUUCUUGGCUGAUCUUCUUCAGUGCGCGUCUCUGUGACGCUAUUGCCAUGUUCCUCUUUGCAGGAGCUUUCUUCUUCCUUGAAACCUAUCACUCAGAAGGUGCUGGAGAGGCCUGGGGAUGGCUUGGGGCUAUUUGCUUUAAAUUGACAGCACUUACAGAAGUCGUGGCGUUGGCUACUUGGGGGCAUUCCUCCUUCCCUGUUUGGGAUGCAAUGUACACCGUGAUGUUAGGGGUGUCUUUAGGAGUAAUGUUUCUAUGGUCUUUGUUCUUUGAGCCUGUUAGUCAUCGCUUUGAUGUACGUCUUACGCAAUCAGCAAUGCGCAAUGAAUAUUAUAAAUCUAGAAAUGCAAUGGCUUACUAUGGGCCUGCUGUAGUUAAUGCUGAUGGAGAGAUAGACAUCGCUGCUGCAGCACAGCAAGCACAGGCCUGUCUUAAUUGCUGCGCCUAA
Molecule: messenger RNA, 918 nt
Organism: Eimeria acervulina
Lineage: Eukaryota; Apicomplexa; Conoidasida; Eucoccidiorida; Eimeriidae
Exons: 5
Coding region: 1-918 (305 amino acids)
Source: RefSeq, a predicted model, not a curated record